CAAAAAUCUUCAUCAAGUUCCAAUCUUUCUUUUUCUCUCUCUUAAUCUUGAAAAAUGGCUCGUACAAAGCAGACAGCAAGAAAGUCUACCGGCGGAAAGGCGCCAAGAAAGCAACUGGCAACAAAGGCGGCGAGGAAAUCUGCUCCGGCGACCGGAGGUGUGAAGAAGCCACAUAGAUUCAGGCCAGGAACAGUGGCUUUAAGGGAAAUCCGUAAGUAUCAAAAAAGUACUGAACUUUUGAUCCGUAAACUUCCUUUCCAGAGACUUGUUCGUGAGAUUGCUCAGGAUUUCAAAACGGAUCUUAGAUUUCAAAGCUCUGCUGUUGCUGCUCUUCAAGAAGCGGCUGAAGCUUAUCUUGUUGGGUUGUUUGAAGAUACUAAUCUUUGUGCUAUUCAUGCUAAGAGGGUUACUAUUAUGCCUAAGGAUAUUCAAUUGGCUCGUAGGAUUCGUGGUGAAAGGGCUUAGAUCUGGUUGUUGAUUAGUGUUUCUUAUGGAGUUGUGUAAUUAGAUUGGUGUUUGUUGAAUUGAUGUGUUCUUGUUUGUGUUUCUGAUGUUCUUUUAUCGAAAACCUUUGAUUGUGCUACUUUUGAUUUAGUUUUACUCAUGAAUAUGAAUCCAUUUCUUUGUUGAAUUA
Molecule: messenger RNA, 634 nt
Organism: Impatiens glandulifera
Lineage: Eukaryota; Viridiplantae; Streptophyta; Magnoliopsida; Ericales; Balsaminaceae
Product: histone H3.2
Exons: 1
Coding region: 55-465 (136 amino acids)
Cellular component (GO): nucleosome
Molecular function (GO): protein heterodimerization activity; DNA binding; structural constituent of chromatin
Source: RefSeq, a predicted model, not a curated record